UUAAUACUAGGCGCUAUCUACCCAUCACAGUCGCACGUUUAAUUUCAUAUACCUGCAGUGAAAUAUAUUUAGACUUGAAUCAGACGAUUUCUUUUAAAAUAGAAAUGUUAACUUGCGGAUCUACUAUGUUUUAUUAGGUAGCUUUAGGUAGAAAUAGUCCGUAUUUGUUUUGAUGUAUCCGUAAAUUACUGUGUUAAGUAAUACCCAAAAGAAAAACGUUCCAUGCUUAAUCUUUAACUGGGUGGCCGCCCUCUUGAGCGAUGAAGUGGUCCUGCUGUUGGCCUGUGCUGCUCUGGCUGUCCCUGACGAGUGGCUUCCUUCAUACAACUGAGGAUGACAGCACUCCUGAUGACUGGGUCCUGCUCCACGUGGUGCAGGGGCACAUUGGCUCUGGGAACUACAGCUACCUCCGGCUGAACCACGAUGGCCGAAUUGUCCUGCGCCUCCUGAGCCUCAGGGGGGAUGCUGACAUCUACGUGUCUGAUAAGACACUGCGACCCAGCUUCGACACGUACAAACUACAGUCAACCACAUGCGGCCCAGACAUGGUCGUGGUGCCCCUGGACUUUGCACGGCCAGUUGGCAUUGGUAUUUACGGGCAUCCGUCACAUCAGGAGAGUGAGUUUGAAAUGAAGGUCUUUUAUGACCAAGUUGUCCCAGAGGACCCAUUUGACAAAGGCUCUUAUUUCUCAGAAGAGGUGAACAAACAGGAGAAGAACAUUCAUGUCCCAGAGGAUGGCUUCCAGGAGGAGGAGUCAAUCCUCUGGACUAUUCUGAUUGGUAUUCUUAAAAUAAUACUUGAAAUCCUUUUUUGAAGGCCCGUCUGUGGAUGUUCUCACCUACCAGAUCAGCAAUACUGUGAAAUUACCAACGUGCAAGUAAACUAAACACAGCUGUGCACUAUGUUCACCAGCAGCAGACAUUUAAAAGAGCAAAAACGCCUCUGUAGAAAUGAGAUGAGAAGGACCUUUUGCAUUGCAUAUAUUUUCUUAAAUGAGACUUUCCAGUGAAGAAAUUCAACAGGUGAUUGGUGCCAGAGUUUGGUCCUUCUGCCAUAUAAACCAUCUGACUUGACAAUCUCUGUGUUAGCUGAAGAUUAAAUCAGGUUAUCCAUGGUAUGGUUGCAAAAACCUUAUUUCCUAACAGAAUAUCACUUCCACUGCCAUCACUGGUCUUGUCAGGUUUUUAUUCUUUGAAUGAUACAAUGCAGAAUUCAGUGUGUCAUCAGUAUUUUGGAGGAUGAACACAACAGAGUGCCUUCUAACAUCAAUAUUCAUGGUGAAUGAACAUUAUUCAUAAUUUAGGGUUAGGGUUGCCAACAAAGACACAGGCUGAUCACUUGAAACAUGAGUUUUUGGUAAACAGUGCUUGUUGUCGUUUGUGGAAGUGCAAAUUGCAUAACCUAACAUUAAAAACUGAAUAGAGUGGCUUUGGGCCACAGCCAUGAGAACAGUGAUUGACAGGAACAGAAGUGCCGGUGUAUUGGGGGCAAGACCUGUCAGUCUGAGAAUUGCCUUGAGCAAAACUCUUAAUGCAGAUUGUUGGAAACUUUUUGUUUUUGUAAAACUGUCCUUAUAAUGGGUAGUGUUGAUUUGAAUGUUAACAGUGAGGCUUAAAAAGGUUAAAUUUGGCUGUUAUCAUUAAUUCAAGUUCUAAUGUUGGUGAGGGUAUGGGCGGGGGGGGG
Brienomyrus brachyistius is the source of this 1684-nucleotide messenger RNA. RefSeq names its product chromosome 3 C6orf120 homolog (gene c3h6orf120). Lineage: Eukaryota; Metazoa; Chordata; Actinopteri; Osteoglossiformes; Mormyridae. The record is from RefSeq and is a predicted model, not a curated record. The coding region runs from base 261 to 815 and encodes 184 amino acids. The transcript has 2 exons.